Ruditapes philippinarum (Manila clam) is the source of this 726-nucleotide messenger RNA. Its product is annotated as universal stress protein Sll1388-like. The annotation marks the transcript as partial. Lineage: Eukaryota; Metazoa; Mollusca; Bivalvia; Venerida; Veneridae. The transcript is spliced from 3 exons. The record is from RefSeq and is a predicted model, not a curated record.
UUUAUGUGAACAAUGUACAUAAAGAUGGAGAUCGGAUAGUCCUUGUGCAUGUACCAGAAUAUAGCCACAUAUUAUCUACAUCAUCACUGUUGACUGAUCCAACUAUUGUGUCUGAUCUCUUAAAAGAUAACGAAGAAAGUAUCCACGAGCUCAUCGAGAAAUAUUCUGUGAAAAUGAAGGAAAGCCACUUAAGUGGUCAUGUAAAACAACAGUGUGGUAAACCGGGAGAAGCUAUUGUAGAGGCGGCAAAAGAAGAGGGUGCAUCAAUGUUGAUAUUAGGAACAAGGGGAAUGGGUUUAAUCAGAAGAACAUUUACCGGAAGUGUGAGCGAUUAUUGCUUACAUCAUGCUGACGUUCCUGUUUUAGUGUGCAGACAUAAACCUCAUAUAAAGCAUACGAGUGACCAUCAUUCUUAAGUCAUCUUUAAGAAAUUACGUUUAUGAGUUACAUUUGCAAAACUCAUACUUUAGUGAUUUUGGAGUUAUAUCAAUAACAUUAAUUCAGUCAGGAUUUCACAUGGUAACAUUGCAUUGGUAAUCAUUAUUAUUUAGCUAUUUUGGACAGACUAUAAGGUGAAUCGGCCAUCGAGAUAUGACCAAAGAUUUUGUGUUAAAAUUGGCGUAACAAACAUAAUCACAAAAAAACUCAUGGAAAUUAUUAAGCUUUAAUCUUAUCCAACAUAUUAUUCCCUGUAGUUAUUUCAAUCUUCCAAAAGGAAUGAAAUUU